Numida meleagris (helmeted guineafowl) is the source of this 7882-nucleotide messenger RNA. RefSeq names its product mas-related G-protein coupled receptor member H-like. NCBI's taxonomy places the organism in Eukaryota, Metazoa, Chordata, Aves, Galliformes, Numididae. Gene Ontology annotation, biological process: G protein-coupled receptor signaling pathway. The transcript is spliced from 3 exons. The record is from RefSeq and is a predicted model, not a curated record. Gene Ontology annotation, molecular function: G protein-coupled receptor activity. Gene Ontology annotation, cellular component: membrane. The coding region runs from base 903 to 1886 and encodes 327 amino acids.
GAGGGCCUCAAAGCAGACAAGUUAGUGUGCUGUGGUGUUCAACACGCUCCAUUGUUCUGGGAUGUAACACAUUAACCUGCAAAUCUGGCCCUAGAGCUUCCUGGCCUGGGACGUGUCUUUGACAAACCUCUCACUUUGUACCCGAGCAGCCCAGCCAGCAUUGUCUCUCCUUGGCACCAUGCUCCUCUUCCUCCACCUCCAAGCAGACGACUCUGCUUGUCCUUGGUUCUGCAGGGCUUUUCUGCUGUUGUUUUGUGACUGUACCUAACUCAGUUGCAGUACGCACCAGAAAGUAUGCCAAAACUCUGCGCGGGAAGAAAGCAGGAGAAAGUCUUCCACUGCUGGGUACACACACCAAAAACCGGCAGCCCCCAAAUGGCAAGGCAAAGCUGUGGAUGGGAAGAGGAAAAGGAAAGGGGUGACGUGGCCAGCUCCUACUGACAAGAUCACCGACACGUGAGGGGAAGCCGUCACCAGUGCGAUGAGAUUGUGAGGUGAGUCUCCUGACACAGUCUCUGGGCACAGGUCCGCUCUGCGAGCUCAAGCGAGCAGGCUGAAGCGAAGCGGGGUGUCCCCAGCAGCUGCUGCCAGCCCUUUUCACCUGGCAGGCCUGGCCCUGUGGUUGGUGCCCCUGUGGCAGUGCUGAUCCCAGGAGUGAGGGAGGUAGGAGGCUGGGGAUGGGCAGGUGGGAGAUGCCGCCCGGCCAGGGAUGGAGCUGGAGCCUGUCCAAGGCAUAGCAGGGGUUGGGGUCCUUCCCAGCCUGGCCUGGGGCUGACGAGGGAGUGUGGGCAGAGAUGGCGAGCGUUGGGAGCUCCAGUGCUCCUCAUCUGCCUCUCCUUUCUUGUCUUCCAUAGGAGGUGCUGGGAGGGGGACGAGGCACCCCCCAGAGCAGGAGCUUCACCAUGGCGGAGACCACCUCAGCAGACUUCAUGCUGAACUACACGGUUUCUGGAUACAUGGGCUCUUUUGAAAACACCACAUCAGAAUGCUUCACGCUGAGUUAUCAAUCUAGGGUCCUUUUAGGUGUCUGUAUGGGGGUUUCUUUCUGUGGACUCGUGGAUAACGCGAUAGUCAUGCGAUUCCUGUUCUUCCACACAAAGAAGAACCCAUUCACUAUCUACACUCUAAACCUGGCUGUUGCUGACUUCUCUCUGCUCCUCCUCUUUUCUCUGCUCAUGUUGUUAAUUUUGACCUUAACCAUUUGUUCUCUCUUUAACAGUCUUUUUUUUUCCUAUGUGACACUUCAUUAUAUAAUUGGAUUUUUAUGCCACUUCUUUCAUCUCAGCAGCCUGGGUCUCCUUACUGCAAUCAGUGUGGAGCGGUGUGUCUCUGUCCUCUUCCCAAUCUGGUAUCGAUGCCGUCGUCCAAAGCACUUGUCGGGCAUCGUGAGUGGGUUGCUGUGGGCUUUCAGUGGAUCUUUUGUUUUCCUGAUGUAUCUUAGCUUCAGCUUUAGUGAAGAACACCUGGAAGCACUUGGAGCUGUAGCCACUGCAAUCUGUGUGAUGUUUUCAUCGAUUAUGUUGAUUUCCAACCUGUCCCUGUUCAUCAAACUCCGAUGUGGCUUUCAGAGACGACACCCAGGGAAACUCUAUAUUGCUAUCCUGAUCAGCGUGAUCUUCUUCUUUGCCUUUGCCAUGCCUUUCAGCGUGGAGGUAUUUCUCAACCUUGCAAAUAGUCAGGAAUUGUUUCCCAAAGACCCAUCUCUGUUGCUGGCGAUGCUGAACAGCAGCACCAAUCCUGUCAUUUACUUCCUGGUGGGGUGCUGCCAGCAGCGCCGCUCGCUGUGCUCAGUGACAGCUGCCCUCCGCAGAGUGUUCGAAGAGAAAGAGACAAGCGAGGAGGGGAGCCACACAACUGAGGACAAAACGGCCGAGACCAUGGUGUGAAACGCUGCUGGUGAGGAGGCCUGGAGAUGCGGAGCCUCACCAGUGGGCUGCUGGGGAGAGACAGCUGGAGCUCAACGGGAGGGUGUGUGGCACUGGGCUGGCACGGCGCUGCCCAGCCAGGCCCUGUCCAUGUGCGUGGGCUGUAUUCCCCGUUGCAAUGAUCCUCCUAGCCCCGGUGCUGUGAAUAAAUGCUGGUUCCCCGUGGUCAGCAGAUGCGUUUCAUGGUCUUUGCCAUCAUCUGCCGAGGGAGAGUCUGGCACGCGAUUCCUGGGCGAUCUCAGGCCACCUCUGCUAUUCGAGAAAGGCAGAGUUCUUGAAAAAGGAUUGCACAAACGGGCAAGACAAUGGAUCUGAGCGAGAAACAGGGGUAGAGAAGUGGGGUAGAGAAGAAGACAUGGGGUAAUAUUACAGUUCAGGGGAUGGAGAGGAGGGAGGGAGAAGGAGAGCAUGUGAAAGAUGAAAAAGCACAGUGAACUGUCCCCGUGGUGCAGAUGAAUAAGAUUCGGUGCGACAAGAAUCUCUAACAGAUAAAACACCAUUUUCAGCCCUCUCCAACUUUCCGAUGCAAUCUGGGCAGUUUGAUAAGAGGCAGCGGGCGAAGCCCCCCCCGAUGCUGUCAUACAACCACGUGCUGCUGGUUUCCCAGUGUGGAGGGGGGGUCUCCUGGUCCAGCACCAGGUACAAGCAGCGGAACCCAGUGAAGUGGAACGGCCAGGUCACAGCCUGAACCAGUGCGUGAGCACCCGGGGUGCCCGGAGUUGCUACGGGCAGCCCAAGUCCGCCCUCCCUUCCUCCCCGCGUCUCAGCGCUACCCCGCGGCUGCGCUUCCGGCGGCGCGUGUGCACUCAGAGCGCAUGCGCAAGCUUCCCCCUUCCGGUUUCCGGUUUCCGGUUUCUUUCAGCGCCGCGGCGGGAUUCAAACCGGCGAAGGUUCCGCGCCUCGCCUCGCCCUCUCCUUCAAACGGUUGCUGGGAGGGAGUGGCAGUAGAUCUCUCACAGUGGCAAAUCAUCAGACCCUGACUCACAGGAGAAAGCAGCCGAAACAGCCUCUAAUUCUGAGGUAAGGUGAAAGGAAGAUCCAGUGGUUAAGUGCUCUCCUAGUCUUUAGAUGACCCAGUGCAGCACCCUCCUCUGCCACAAUCUAUCUAAUGUGACCCGAAGCAAAUUUUUAAUUGAUUUGUACGGGACCCAAACAUUGAACUUUCACUUGGCUCUGUCUAAGCCCGCUCCCAACUUCUGAGCCCCUAUUAGGAAAGCAGUCAUUCAACCUCCCUCUGCAAUCGCCUCCGGAAGGCAGUUCAUCCCAUCCUGCAGAGGUGUGUCUGUCCGUGCUGUGCAGUCAGGCAAGGGCAGGUGACCAGCUGUCUGGCAUAAGCUGGUUGAGCAGAAUUCCUUAAUGUUAAAUGCCACGGCCUCAGAACUAGCACACAUUGGUUCCUUUUACUAAAUUAAUAUAUUGGUACUUAAGCUAAUAUAUCGAUCCCUCUUGUUAAGCCAGCCUGUAUCACCUUCUACCACUGGCAAUGUAUGCAUAGAGACUGUCAGGUACAGAUACUAGAUGCAAUGAAUGCCCUGUGGGUAGAUGACAAAACGUCAGUAAUUUUGCAUUCCACUGUAAUGGAAAUGAAGAUAUCCUUCUCUGGCUGGGGGAAAGAACACCCAAAAAGUCACUUACUAGACAGAGUCUAGGUGGUCAUUUUCUUUCUCAGGAUUAAGCAUCCUGCCUGUGGUUUACGUGCUGAGUAGCGUGAGUUUUUGUGGCAGAUGUCAGUCAGAACAGCCUCGAUACUGCAAAGACCCUGGACACAAAGCUAUGCUGUUGUAUUUUCUUGGCUAAUCUUAAAUGAUCAUCUAAGAUGAAAGCUGCGAAUGGCUUUGAAUAGUUGCCUCUUCUAUUACAGAGGUGCAUUUAUAGCACUUGAUUGUGGAAAGGUGUUCCCAGAAUGAAGCUUUCCCCAUCGUGAAAAUAGUCAUGACAAUCAAGCACCUACAGUCAAUUUCUAAUCAGCGGGAGAGGGAAAUGUUUGAUUUCUUUUCUGCCAUUUUUUCCCCUCCCUUCUCAUUAUUGUCUCUCCAAAACCGUGAUAAAAAGCAUUAGACAAGAGUGCAACGGCAAAGACAAUCAUUUCAAAAUUUCUCACCUUUUUGUAGAUUCCUUGGAACUUCAGCGACCUAUUUGCAGCAGCUGCCUGGUAUGGUUAUGCCAGGGAAAAUUAUAACCUGAAUUCUGUGACACGUGGUCCAGAUAAAACACUCGUGUUAUUGCUCGUGUCUGCACUGUAGCGCUGGGCUAUUCAAAGACUGCUUAAAAAGCCGUGGUCUUUUCAAUGUGCUAAGAACCAGCCAAUCACUCUCUUGGGGAAACAUCUAGUUAGUUUUGUGUGGUCACUCAGAUUUGAACUUCUUCCCCUUUCCCUCUGCACGGAACCUGUCAUUUUCAUGGCAUCGGAAAUGUGUUCUUUUUACCACUUCUCCCUUCUUCAUCGAGUCUAACAAACUAUGAAAGCAAGAACUGCCUGUCCAAAGUUAUACUUCGCCUUAUGCACUGAUGCUUCAUUUCCCAUCUGAAUCCUUGAAAUGCUGCAGUUUCAGUCCUUGCAGAAAAUGCCUUACUACUGCUCUUGGGUGACACAGGUUGAGAAAUUGUCAGUCCUCUUCCAUAACGCCUGCUGCUCGUUUCACAACUUCCCUCUGCACAGCUUCUCAUUCUCCAAGGGCCCGUUGUCAAACGUGUCAAAUUUCCUUUAACACACCCACCACUCUUCUGACCCCCAGCCUCUAGUUUAGUCCCUACCGCUUCACACUGGCUCUCCUGGAGGAGGGUCCAUCCAACCUCCAUAGCCUCACCACACCUCAGGAGCUGCAAUGGCUUAGUCUCUCCUACUGCUGCCUUUAGUAUGCAAUGCCUGCUCCCGAUGUCGCCAACUCUUUAAAUGCAGCUUCAAACCCCACGGUAUUACCUGCCACUUCUCCCUGUCCUGGCUCAGUCCUUCACCACACCUCAGGCACUUCUGAUUGCACGGACUCUAACCUCACGCCUUCCGCUUCUAGCUUCACAGUUUCCCCCUGCUCACCAUCAUGCUCACGUCUCUUCCUCAUCUCAUGCUUGUCGGUGUUCAAAACCCAUCUGAUUUCCAUUUUCUCAGGCAUUCUCUGCCAGGAGAUGAUUACCUUACUUUGGCUGUUAUUGAGCCAGUCCGGAUUUCAAGACAUUUCGACAAAACAAAGCAAUGGUCAGUGGCAGAAACAAUUUUUCAUAGGCAUCCAAAAGGCAGAAGCUAAAACUACACAGCAGAUUUCAGAGCAAUUAUGAAUUUGAGGUCUUGAUCGAGCUGAUGCCUGAAUUAUCAUGCCCAUUUGUUUUAUCAUGCUUUGUUCCAUUGAUUGAGUUUUGACUGCAGGUGCUAAGACGAGGUCCUAUACGACAGCAAGAUUUGUCAACCCCGAGUGACUUUGUUCAAAAUGCACAAAGAUUUAGAAGUACCGUUUUAUUUCUCACAGUGCUAGAAAGUGGGUCUAAUGCUUCUCUACACUUUGGAAAACAACGGUGCUGCCAGUCUUGUUGAACAAAGGACUCUGGAAAGGUUUAACUAGACUAAUGCACUGCACACACUUGUCCAGUUCGAUAUUCAGCUAACCCACUGGCUGUUAUUUCUAGUGGAGAAAUCCUGAAAUGUUUCCAUAAUAUUGUCAUCACAGAGUGGUGACUGUUUCUUUAAAACAUAUUUGCUUAAACUUCUCAGUUAGGAAAGAAUUCUUAUCUCCUUUGCCCCUUCCUUUCAUGCCUCCCUCCUCUCGUCCCAAGAGCCCUUCAGGUGAGAGAUUUCCUUGGAGAGUGUUGAAGAGAGGCACUUAAAUGGUUUUCUUCUCAGCCCUUCUCUCUGCUCCUGGGCUAUGAAAGCAUCACUCAAUGCACCCAUUAUCCAGGCAGCCCACGAAAGCUGAUCUCAUAUAGACAGGAAACAUCAGGGCAAACUUGUGAUACAGGAAAGCAAGAAACUGAAUUGGAUGGGAUUAUACUAAGCGAGUGUUGGAAACUUUACUUUCCAUAUUCUUUCAAAACUCUGUGCUCUAAGACAGCCCGACCAGCAAAUGCAGAUAUUGAGGACAGAAAAUCAUACAGAUCUUACACAAAAAAUUAGACCAGCAAAUACAGAGGAGGCAAAUUUUCCAGCUUCUCUGUCUUCAUUCAUUUUUCUUAUGUUCCCUUCCCUUCCCUUCCUUUCCCUUCCCUUCCCCUUCCCUCUUCACUUUCCUGUUCCCUUGAACAAACAUGAAAAUAGAAAAAGCAGUUUUCACUGAAAUGAUCAACUCUCAGUUAUCUUUCACUGGAACUAUGUACAAGGCUAGUUCUGCAGCCCUGCUUGGAUAAUUUUGUUUUCAUUCUUUUGUUUCCCAUUAAACACCUUAGGUUUUAGUGAAAAAUGCACGCGGUAAGGAGAAGGUAACAUUUUUUUCACGCUUUUUGUAACGUUAGCAGUCCAAGUUGUAUUUAUUUUUACUUGGCAGCUGAUUGCAUUAUAUCGUACACUAGUCUGUCCCUGAAAAGAUUCUUUAAGAGGUGAGUCAUCUUUUGGGAAUCCUUUACUGAAUUAGUCAUAUCUGUCAUCCUCCUAGAGUCAGCAGAAAUGAAUAGGCACCUCCAUCAGCCUAAGCCGGUCAUGAAUUGCUCUGCAAAGGCAGAAAAGCAUUGAAUAUGACAAGCUCAGAUAUAGAUGCCUAUGUGACAUAAGUCAAUGAGGUGGGAUGAGGCGGGUUAAUAUUUUGCACAGUGCAAUUUGGCGGUGGUGGCAGGGACCUCACCAAGAGGGAUACACUGCAAAGCUUUCUGUGCUGUGACUAUGUCUUACCUUUACAAUCCUUUCGAGAACAUACACCUUGGUUUAGCUGAGGAGUUUCCCACCUGCUGCACGGUUUUCCUUGAUAAUUUUUCUUUUCCUCACUCUCUUCUCCAGUUGCUUUGCUAGUGGGACUGGUGGUGUUUGCUUCCAGUUCUGCUCUGGCUUGGACAGAGUCCGUUUGUUUCUUUUCCACUGGGUACAGCACGGCCAUAAAUGUGCACCGUGUUUGUCCUUCUAUUUCCUGUAGAAAACCCGCGUGAGUGAUAAGUUAAAAGAAGAGAGGAAGGAAGGAAGGAAGGGAGAGAGAACAAUUUGGUAAGGCUACGCAGAAAUCGGUAUCAUGUUGUUCUUACUGAUGUUUUUUUUCUUUUUCCUCUAGAUAUAUACUAGAAGAGGAAGUAUCCAUGCAAAUUUACUCUUCUUGAAUAUCUUUUACCUACCGUUAAUGCAACUCUGCACCCGUCAGUAAGUAACUGCCCUGCAUUUAUUCUGCCGCUCGUGCAGGCUCGUUCUGCCCUGUCACGGGUGCCUUAAUGAAGAGGAAAGGCAGCGAAGCCCUCACCCAGCGAGGCCGUGGACCGGUACGUCCCCAGCAUCGCGUCCUGGCAGAGCGCUUGCUGCGCCCACUCCUCCCUGCUGAAAUACACGGCCACCUCCACAAAGCUCGCAGGCUCCACGAGGCAAAGUGCUCCUCCUUGCUGGGAACAGCCAAGGCCCAUGGAGGCAGCUCGCAGAGGGGAGAAACUCCAGUCCCAGUGGGUUCUCUGUCCCCAGUGCACAGAUGCUGGCUGAGGGCAUCUCGUUGUCCCCCUGCACUCCCACCUCUCGCCCCUUGCCCUCUCCUGGCUGCUUCCCCCAGCCCCUACCUGAGCUGGAUGUGCUGCAGCCCUGUGCUGCUCUCCUGCAGGCUGCAUCGACCGCAGGUGAAAGGCAGAUGUUACACUGGAGCCUGCUGGGACAAGAGAAACGGCAGGGGAGGUGGGAGGGAAUGCAGCAGCCCCUGUCCAUGACAACUGUUGUAAGUGAGAAACGAGAUCAUUAGGGGCUGUAAAACAGUGAUGGGGGGAAAGGUGUUAUCUGCAGAAUGCCAAGUUUGGAAAUUACACAUGAAGCAAAAGAGAACAGCAAUAAACAGGAACAGGGAGCAGAAACUAAA